Planococcus citri (citrus mealybug) is the source of this 2915-nucleotide messenger RNA. Its product is annotated as choline transporter-like protein 1. Gene Ontology annotation, molecular function: transmembrane transporter activity. The transcript has 17 exons. Gene Ontology annotation, biological process: transmembrane transport. The coding region runs from base 514 to 2331 and encodes 605 amino acids. NCBI's taxonomy places the organism in Eukaryota, Metazoa, Arthropoda, Insecta, Hemiptera, Pseudococcidae. The record is from RefSeq and is a predicted model, not a curated record.
GGCACUCGGCAGACCUAUACUCGCUGUUCAACUCGCGUUACUCGGCGUUUCCAUAGCAACCAUAUCGUUUUCAAUGUUACUGUUUGGUUGCUGUAUUUUCAAUCCACGAUUUUGUAUUCAUGAAGAUUCUCCGCUGCUAGAUCGCUUGGGUUGGUGUGCAUUCGGAUUGUGUCCUGUGUGUUCUGUUCUGAGUUGUGCUUGUGCUGUCGAACCGUCGAAGUUUACGGAAUUACUUUCGAGGUUUCUUUCGGAUAGUUUCGAGCCGCCGCUGCGUCCGUAUUCCGUAUGUGUUUCGGUAGUGUAAACAUUGUCUCGAAGUGAUUCGAUAAUUUCCGUAUAUUUUUGUCAAUCGCCUCGCGUUUUUUCUUUGUUUCUACAAUUCUACAUUCGCGUUUAGGCAGUUCAGUGGAUGUUAUUUCGUUGUUAAAUUUUAAAACAUUUGAAAAUCGAAGCAGUGAUCAUCAUUUUACUACAGCUAAUUACAUUGUUAUGGUGAUAUCGUAAUCGGACAAAAUGGGUGGAUGUUUGGGUUCAGAAGUAGAAGACUCCAACGAACUUCGUAAGCGAAAGAAUGUGAAUGUGGACGAAUUCGAUGGACCAGUCAAGAAAAGAAGCUGCACUGAUAUACAGUACUUAGUUUUCUUCGUUUUCUUCCUCAUUGUAUGGAUCGGUUUGGUGUUAUAUUGCGUAAAACAUGGCGAUCUAAGACGUAUUUUUGUCGGAUAUGACGAUUGCGGUAAUAUCUGUGGAAUGAAAAAUGAAGCGAAUUAUGGACCUACAUUGGGCCUUUAUGGCUGCGCUGAUAGUGAUAUGAGCCAAAAAACAUUUAUGCUAAUAAACCCGAAAAAUGCUACUGGAGCUAAACGAGAAUGUGUUAGCGAUUGUGCUCUUAGAGGAUAUCGACAGUUCUUCAAAAGAUGCGUCCCAAGAGAUGAAAAGAGUAUAGCUGCGCUUCUCGAUUCGACUGAAAUUCAAGAUUUUUUCCAGAAAGCUGCCGAUGAUGUUAACUUGUGUAGUUGGGAAAUCGUCUAUAUGUGUCUUUUCGCAUUGGUUUUGUCCGUUUUUUUGAUUGGCCUGUUCCGGUAUUUUGCUGGAUUCCUUGUCUGGUUCGUGUUGAUCUGCGUGAUUGUCGUCAGCAUUGGAUUAUCAACUUACUUAUGGUUUUUAUGGGGUAAAGAAAAAGAACACUUCGCUGUGCCUGGUCAGAAAAACAACGCCACAACUUAUUUCACUUACGCUAUCAUUUCAACUGUCGCUACGAUUAUUAUUUUACUGUUGAUUUUUGGAGUGAGAAAAAGCAUUCAUUUGGUCGCCCAUUUAUUCAUAGAAUCUGGAAAAGCGGUUCAAGCGAUGCCAUUAAUAGUCGUGCAACCAUUUGUGACAUUUUUGGCGGUGGUAUUACUGUUAUUUGUAUGGGUGUACUUCUUUUUGUGGAUCGAAAGUUCUGGAUUUGGUGAACGUAAACAGACUGAGUACGGUCCAGUUAAUCGUAUCACGUUCAAAAAAGACGAAGUUAUUAAUUUCGCCAGAGGAUACAACGUUGUGGCUGCUUUUUGGUUGCUUCAGUUCAUCAUUGGAUGUCAACACAUGAUUAUCGCUGGUGCUGUUGCCACAUGGUUCUUCACAAGAAAGAAGACUGCUCUCAGCUCUCCUAUUUCAAAGAGUUACGGAUACUUGUUCCAAUUCCAUCUCGGUACCGUUGCUUUGGGUUCCCUGUUGAUCGCUAUCGUACAGAUUAUUCGAGUUAUUUUCAAAUUAAUCGAGUCUGCUGUUAAGGAUCCGAAAAAUGAUUUCACUAAAGCACUUUACAAAGGAUUCAGCUGUUGUUUAUACUGCUUGGAGAAAAUAUUGGUAUAUUUAACGAGAAACGCGUACAUUGAAGUUGCGAUUUACGGUGAUAGCUUAUGUACUUCGGGAAAACGAGCUUACCAAGUAUUGGUGAAUAAUUCCUUGAAAGUUCUGGUUAUUAACUCUGUUGGCGAUUUCGUAUUGUUUUUGGGAAAAGCUCUAAUAGUCGCUGCUUCCGUUGGACUUGGAUGUAAAUUAUUGGAGGACAAAGAAGGACUAAAUUACUUAGCUGUACCUCUGACUAUCAUUGGUGCUUUUGCAUAUUUCGUUUCUCACGCGUUUAUGACUGCUUUCGAAAUGAUGAUUGAUACGAUAUUCAUUUGCUUCUGCGAAGAUUGUGACAUGAAUGAUGGACAGGAUCGACCAUAUUUCAUGAGUAAAGGACUAAUGGAAUUCGUCGAAGAAAGUCAAAAAGUACUUAAGGUCGGUGAUGCCACCUCUGAGCCCCCUAGAAGCCAAACGACACGUUGGUUAGAAGACUGAAAGUAUACCUCAUAAAACUUCAUAUUUCAAGAUGUAUUCGCUUUUCAAUUUUUGUUGAAGAUUUAAAAUUAAGAUUUAGAAUUUUGAUGUCCAAUUAUUAAGCGAUAAAGCUUUUGCAAAACAUUAAGAUAAGCGAAAAGUAUGUUAUCAUUAAGCAUUUUUUUUUAUCAACUUAUGUUUUAUCUAUGUUUAUUUAUAGAUGUAAAUGCAUUAAGAACCAACCUGUUGAAAUUUUUACGCUCUUUUUAAGUACUUAUUUACAAAAAUGUCCAGCGAAGCGAUUAAGAUAAUGAAUUUUUUAGAUGUUGGGUGAAACCUCGCUGGGCUACUUUUUUUUACUUUUGCUGCAUUGUAUGCAUUUUUCUCUUUUUAUGGCAUUUUUAUUUUACUCGUACCUAUUAUGAUUAAACGUAGGAGAAAUGUAUCACCGAAUUAUUAUUAUAUUUUUGAUUUUUUUUAUCUUGUAAGGUCUUGAAUGUAGCGUGUGGAUUUCUAUUUCUCAUUUUAUCAACUUUCUAAAAUACUUUUUAGUGCUGUAAGUACAAAAUGUUUUUUAUUUUUUCAAUAAAUUUUAUAAUUUUGCA